AUGGCUGCCAUCAAGGCUCUGGAGCAGUGGUGCAGGCUGCAGUGCGACGGCUACAGAGAUGUGGCCGUCACCAACAUGACCACCUCAUUCAGGAGCGGGCUGGCUUUCUGUGCUCUCAUCCACAAAUACAGACCGGACCUCAUAAACUAUGACUCACUCAGAAAGGAGGAUGUGUUCGAGAACAACAGACUGGCUUUUCAGGUCGCAGAGGAGAAGUUGGGGAUCCCGGCUUUGUUAGAUGCAGAAGACAUGGUGGCGUUAAGGAUCCCGGACAGGCUGAGCAUUCUCACCUACGUCUCCCAGUACUACAACUACUUCAAGGGAAGGCCCGCAAUGGGAGGUGUGAAGAGGCCAGCAGAGGGCUCCAAGGAGGAGCCAUCAGAGAAGAAGAAUCUCCCUGUGGUCGCCAAACCCUUUGUGUCUAAAACCACGGCAGAGAAUCGUUCACCGUCCACUCACACUGCUCAGACGUCACCCAAACUGCCCAGAGCUGCUGCUCAGAAGGUGGUUUUGGCAGAAAACGCCAACAAAUCCGGGACUCUCAACAGCAAAUGUGUGGCCUGCAAGAACCAUGUUCAUCUGGUGCAGAGGCACUUUGUGGAAGGCAAGCUCUUUCACAGAAGCUGUUUCAAAUGCAGCGAGUGCUCCGGCACGCUCCACGCAGGAAGCUACAAACUCGGGAAGACUCCAGACUCUUUCAUCUGCAGCACCCAGCACAAAAGUUGCAAACCUCCCUCCUCCUCUGAGGUCGCCAGCAAAAACGUUCCCGCCACUUCACCUGUGCGAUCCAAUGGUGCCAGCCAAACCCAGAAUGCACUGCUGCCGUCGUCUGUGCUGUCAGCCCCGCUCAGUAUCAUCAAGAAGCCAGUCAGUGCGACUUCACCUCCCCAGACCUGGACGUCGUCGGCCCAGAGGACGCAGACGGCCCGGCAGAGGUUUUUCGAGACGGCUUCACCAGUGACGCAGACCUCAGCUGACAACAGGAAGCCCACGGAGCCCUCAGGUGUUUGGGAGAGGCCAAAGGUCACGCUCUGGCCUAACGACGACCAGAGCAGAGCCAGGAACCCAACUGGAAGGAAAGUAGCUGAAGAAAACUGCAACAAUAACAACAAACGGGCGUUCACCGUCCGUUCGGCAGAGAAACGGUUUGGAGACGAGCCAAGUUCAGCUGACAGCCCCGGGUUGAGAAUGGAGAAACGCAGCCAAGGCCCAGCAGGAAAGCGGGCAGGACAGCGCUCCACCAGCCAGGCGGACAAUAAGGAAUCGCCACGUCUGAAGGCCGUCGACAAAGACGACACGAGGCCAGCGACUGUACACGCAACCGCCAAAGAUCCGGUUUGCCGAGAGGGACAAUCAAAGUUCUACCCUGUGAGAACCGAGCUCGUUCUAAAAGAUGCUGAAGCUGAGCAACAUAAGCCUGGAUUCAUGUCCUCGCCGUCUUCUAACGUGAUUCCAACAAGACCUCCCACGUCCCCGGCACCGGCCCCUCCUCCAGUCUGCUUUGCUCUGUCUGACCCUGUGAACCUCAUGGACGUCUCUCCACAGAAACCCCAGCCCGACUCUGAAAACCAGGGUUUUAAACGCGGGACUCGCUCGCCUGUGAAAUCCCCUCCCAGACGUCCAGCUGUGGAAUCUAUUAGCAUUUCAACGAGCUCGGCCAAUCAUGGACGUCCGUCAGGUGCUAAAAAGGGAAAGUAUUUGUCACCCACCAACGCCUCCAGGACUGAAAUGAGGUCACCCUCUGUGAAGUCUUAUCACGUCCCGGCGGAGCAGAUCGAGAGGGAGCUGAGUGAUAUCGAGACCAACUUGGCUCAGUUGGAGCAGGAGGGUGUGGAGCUGGAAAAGGAUCUCCGCAGCUGUGAGGAGGAGGGAGAGGGAGACAUAUUGAUGGACCCACUGAUGGUUGACUGGUUCAACCUGAUUCGAAAGAAGCAGAUGUACAUUAGAAAAGAGUCUGAGCUCGUAUACACAGCCAGGACGCAGGAGCUGGAGCAGCAGCAGCCAGGUGUGGAGGGGGAACUUCGCCGGCUGCUGGAGACGCCAGAUCAUUUAAAGUCCAGAGCGGAGCGACAGCGGGAGACCACGUUGAUGCAGAUGCUGAUGGAGAUUGUGAACGGCAGAAAUGCGAUAGUGGAGGGUCUGGACGAAGACAGGCUGAGGGAAGUGGAGGAGGAUCAGCAGUUGAAUGAGAUGAUGAAAAAUCUUGGAGUAAAGAAAACAAAAAAUAAGAGGAAGUCCUCCAUCUCAAAACUGUUCAGACGAAGAAGUAAAAGACGAGUGGAAUGA
Messenger RNA from Limanda limanda (common dab), 2286 nucleotides. RefSeq names its product mical-like 2a (gene micall2a). Bases 1 to 2286 code for a protein of 761 amino acids. The transcript is spliced from 17 exons. The record is from RefSeq and is a predicted model, not a curated record. Lineage: Eukaryota; Metazoa; Chordata; Actinopteri; Pleuronectiformes; Pleuronectidae. Gene Ontology annotation, molecular function: protein binding.